AUGAUCGGAAAUUUCGAUAAUAAAACUUUAGAGGAUGAUUCAACAAAUUACAACAUACCCCUUUGUCAUAAAAAUGAAAAAGAUGUAUCUUUAAACCUAAAUGAGUCUAACCAUUUCAAUGGUUCAGAAAGUCAAAAUGAAAAACAAGAUAAAAUAAAUAUUAUAGGGAAAAGCAAAAUGAAUAAAUCUUCUCAUAGAAUUGAAACAAAUAUAAAUAAUACAAUUGAAAAAGAAAAUGAAUUGGACAUAUCUAAGUAUGUAUAUUUAAGUGAGCAUUUACAAAUACGUAAAGAUAAACAUAUUUCUAUGAGUUCAUCAUUAAAUAAAUAUAUAAAUGAUAAUAUAAAUUUUAUUAGAAAUUUUACAGAAAGUAAUAAAUCAUUGGAAGUUUCAAAAAAAGCUAUAUCAAAACAAUUUAUUGACAUAGGGAUAAAAAUACGAUUUUUACUUUAUAGAGAUAAAAUUAAAAAAUAUAGAAAAUACAAAAAAAAAUGUGAAGAAAAAAAUGCAAUGAAAUUAAAAAGGGUAGGAAAUAAUGUAAAUGCGUUAUAUGAAAAAAAGAAUGUAGAUUUAGAAAAUGUUGUUACAUCUAAAAAUUCAAAAAUUGCAAACAAUUGUGGAUAUGACUCUAACUGUUCAGAAAGUAGCUGCCUACUAUCUGACUCAUCAAUAGAAAAUGGAAAGAAAGUACCAAAAAAUGUAGAAGGUAAAGAUUAUCGAAUUCCAAAGAAUUUUGGUUUUAAUGAAAAGGAAUUACAUACUAUUAAAAGAUUGGAAAAAAAUAAAAAUAAAUACUUUGAAUAUUUAAAUAAUAUGUAUAUAAAAUAUGCAAUGCUUAAUAAUAUGAACAUUUCUUAUUUUCAAAAUAUACAAAAUAUUGUUAAUAAAAAUGUUUCCGAUAUUAAUAUAACAAGUAAGUUGGACGAUGAAAUGAAAAAUAUUAGACAAUUUUUUUCAAAUGAAAAAAAUGCUAAAAAUAUUGAAAGAAAUCAAAACCUAUUAAGAACAGAUAUUUUAAAUGCAAUGUUUGGAUUUAACAUAAUUAGUGAUACACAAUGCAUGAAAAUCCCUAUCAAACAUUUAAAUCGUGAGCAUGAAUAUAAACAUAAAGAAAGUUCAGUGGAAAAUGUUUCUCUACAUGAACAAGACACUAUCUCUAAAAAUAUUGAUAAAGAGCAAAACCCGUUUUUGCCAAAGCUUAGAAAUGCAAAAAAAGGAAAAGAAGUUGUCGCAAAAAGUAGAAAUAACAAUGUUGUAAAAAAAAUAGAAAACGUUGUUGAUGAGAGUAAAAAAACAAAAAUAGGUGAAUAUAUACAUGGGUUGCAAAAAAAAAAUUAUAAAAUGAAUGGAAAAAUAAAAAGUUUAAAACAAUAUAUAUUGCUAAACAAUUGGAAAGAGUUUAAAAAUCAUAAUAUAUAUAUAAAUAUGAUAGAUCGUCAAAAAAAAGAAAAUGAAAAAUUAUUUGCAAAUUUAUGUUAUGAUCAAAUGAAUUAUAUAAAAGAGAAAAAACAAAUAAUUUUAGAAAAGGAAGAAAAAGAAAGAUUAAAAUUGUUAAGAGAAAACAAUAUGGAUGAAUAUAUUAAAUUAAUUAAAAAUGUAAAAAAUAAAAGAAUACAAGAAUUAUUAGAUGUAACAGAUAAAUUUCUGAAUACUAUGUCUCAUUCUGUAUUGUAUCAAAAAGGAGAACCAGCUUCUACUCUUUCUACUACAUCUAAAGAAUCUACAAAUGCUAGAGAAAAAUAUUAUGAUGUUGCUCAUACUAUUAAAAAGAAAAUUACAGAACAGCCAUCUAUAUUAGUUGGUGGAAAUUUAAUGAAGUAUCAAUUAGAGGGACUUGAAUGGCUAGUCUCUUUACAUAAUAAUAAUCUAAAUGGAAUAUUAGCAGAUGAAAUGGGGUUAGGAAAAACAGUACAAACAAUAAGUUUGUUUGCUUACCUUAAAGAAUUAGAAGUGUGUAGUACAACUAACUCGUUUGAUAUGGAUAGCAAAAUUGGAAAAAACUUAAUCAUCGUUCCGUUGUCCACUUUACCAAACUGGACAAAUGAAUUUGAAAAAUGGUGUCCAUCUUUAAAUGUUAUAAUUUAUAAAGGAAAUAAAAAUGAAAGAAAAGAUAUUAGUAGAAUAUUGUUAGAAGAAAAUUAUGAUAUUUGUUUAACUACAUUUGAUAUUAUAAUUAGAGAAAAAAAUAUAUUAGGAAAAAUAUCUUGGAAUUAUAUAAUAAUAGAUGAAGGACAUAGAAUAAAGAAUGAUAAAUCUAAACUUCAUUCUAUUCUUUCAUUAUUUAUUAGUAAACAUCGUAUAUUAUUGACUGGUACCCCUUUACAAAAUAAUAUGACUGAAUUAUGGGCUCUUUUAAAUUUUAUACUACCAAAAAUAUUUUCUUCUUCAUCAAACUUUGAAGAAUGGUUUUCACUUCCAUUAUGUAAUGAAAAAAAUGUUUAUGGAUCUAUGACUGAAGAAGAGGAAUUACUUAUUAUUAAUCGGUUGCAUACUAUACUCUUACCUUUUAUGCUUAGACGUUUGAAAAAAGAUGUGCUUGAAUUUUUACCUAAAAAAUAUGAAUAUAAUAUAUAUGUACAAUUAUCAUUAUAUCAAAAAUUAUUAUACAAACAGAUUGAAGAAAAAAGUUUUAAACAAGUUAAUUCUGACGGUACAGUAAAUACAAAAUCAUUUCAAAAUACUAUAAUGCAAUUACGUAAAAUUGUUAAUCAUCCAUUUUUAUUUACAUACAAUUAUGAUAUUAAUGAUAGCAUAAUAAAAUCAAGUGGUAAGUUUGAAGUACUUGAUAGGAUGUUACCGAAAUUGAUAAAAUUUAAACAUAAAAUAUUAUUGUUUUGUCAAAUGACAAGAGUAAUGGAUAUACUUUGUGAUUAUUUUGAACUUCGACGAUAUAAAUAUCAUAGACUUGAUGGUAGUGUCAGUUUAUCAGAUCGUAGACAAAUUAUCGACAAUUUUAAUGAAUCAAAAUCGGUGAAUAAUUGUAAAGAAAUUGAUCAUAACAAUGUCAAUCCUUUACCAGGCCAAGAAUUAGAUACUGAUGAAGCUAUGAUAUUUAUACUUUCCACGAGAUCUGGAAGUUUAGGACUCAACUUACAAGCAGCAGAUACUGUAAUUAUAUUUGAUAGCGACUUUAAUCCUCAUCAAGAUAUUCAAGCAAUGUGUCGAUGCCACAGAAUAGGCCAAAAAAGUGUCGUCAAAGUUUUUCGAUUUAUUACUCUUUCAAGUGUAGAGGAAUUAAUUUUUCAAAGGGCAAAAGAUAAACUCAAUAUAAAUGAUAAAGUUAUACAAGCAGGAUUAUUUAAUAAAAUAUAUGAUGACAAUGAUAGACAAACAAAAUUAAAAAAUAUUAUUAAAAAAAAUCAAAAAUAUGACACUACUCUCCAUCCAACAAAUCCUAUCAUGCUCAAUGAAUAUAUGAGUAGAACUCCAGAGGAACUCGAAUAUUUUCUUAACUUUGAUCGAAACUAUUUUGGUGAAGACCUCUUCGAACUCUUGCAGUCCAUGCGCCAGAAGGAGAUCCAAAAGUCCCAGUUCCGCUACAUCAGUGAGGAUGAGGAGGAUGAUGCCAACCUUAGCAAUGCUGAUGUUGCUGAUGUUGCUGAUGCUGACGUUGACGAUGGUGGGGGUGAUGACAAUGCUUCCCUUGACGAAGCUGAUCAGAUUGAAAAAAUUUUGAUAAAAUCGAAUAAGCUAGUCAACGAGGCAGAUUUGCCGGUCCACCUAUUUUGUGAAGACAUUGUUGAAGAACCUGAAAUAAAUUUUAAGAGAACAAGAAAAGUAAUUAAUUAUAAUCUUAUGUAUGAAGAAGAGCUAACUGAAGAUCAGUUCUGCGAGCUGAUCGAUCCAGAUUCCUCUCAACCAUUAUCUCAAAAUAAUUCCAAUGACCCUAUUGAAAUUCAAGACUGUAUAGAAAAUGAGCAUAUGAGUGAUGUUGAACUUUUAGAAAACCAAAUGGACGAUGUUGUACUUUUAGAUAAGAAGAAGAAGAAAGAGGAGGACAAUAGGGAAAAUGAAAUAACCGACAUUGAAAAUAUUUAUCUUGAAGAAGAUCAAAGAAAAGAUGAAUAUGAAUUGGAUAAUCAGGAUAAACAAACGGAUGUGGAAAGAGAAGAAAAUGUUAUUAAAAAACGAAAAGGAGAUGAAAAAAAUGUUAAUAAUUUUGAAAAAAAUUAUUCAGAAAUUUCUGAAGUGUUAAACAUGUUAAAUAUUUCAACAAAAUUACAAGAUGAAAAAAAAAAUAGAGAAAACAAAAAAAGAAAAAAAAUUAAUGAGAAUGAAAUGUGA
This is a messenger RNA of Plasmodium vinckei vinckei, 4284 nucleotides long. Its product is annotated as DEAD/DEAH helicase, putative. Bases 1 to 4284 code for a protein of 1427 amino acids. Gene Ontology annotation, cellular component: nucleus. The record is from RefSeq and is a predicted model, not a curated record. Gene Ontology annotation, biological process: positive regulation of transcription by RNA polymerase II. The transcript has a single exon. NCBI's taxonomy places the organism in Eukaryota, Apicomplexa, Aconoidasida, Haemosporida, Plasmodiidae. Gene Ontology annotation, molecular function: DNA binding; ATP-dependent chromatin remodeler activity; ATP binding.